Messenger RNA from Lingula anatina, 3258 nucleotides. Its product is annotated as DIS3-like exonuclease 2. Lineage: Eukaryota; Metazoa; Brachiopoda; Lingulata; Lingulida; Lingulidae. Gene Ontology annotation, biological process: miRNA catabolic process; mRNA catabolic process. Gene Ontology annotation, molecular function: RNA binding; 3'-5'-RNA exonuclease activity. Gene Ontology annotation, cellular component: P-body. The record is from RefSeq and is a predicted model, not a curated record.
CUCCCUGUUAAGAAGUCUUGGUGAAGCCGGGGAGAUAGAGCCAGAGACAGAGGGAAUGCUGAUACAAUAUGGAGUGGACUACAGUGAAUUCUCAGAGCAGGCUUUGUCCUGUUUGCCACAAACUCUGCCCUGGUCAAUACCACAGUGUGAACUGGAGGCCAGGAGAGCCAUGGACUUCAGGGAGGAGUGUGUCUUCACCAUAGAUCCUGCCACGGCCAGAGAUCUGGAUGAUGCUCUGCAUUGUAAACCACUGGGAGAUGGUCUGUAUGAAGUAGGUGUGCACAUAGCAGAUGUCAGCUACUUUGUCCUGGAGGGGACGGAACUGGACGUAGUGGCCAGUCAGAGGGCCACCAGUGUCUACCUGGUACAGAAGGUAAUUCCCAUGUUGCCCAGGUUGCUCUGUGAGCAGCUGUGUAGUCUGAACCCAGAUGAGGACAGGCUGACCUUUUCAGUGGUCUGGAAGAUAACAGAGGAGGGGGAGAUUCUAGAUGAAAAGUUUGGAAGGUCAAUCAUCAGGUCCUGUGUAAAGCUUAGCUAUGAACAUGCUCAGGGUUUUAUAGAGGAACCAGACAGGAAGUGGACCUUGGAGGAGUUUCCACCAAUCAGUGAGGGUUUUACAAUAGACCAGAUCAAACAGAAAGUCCUGGAUUUACAGAAAAUGGCUGUAAAUCUGAGGCGAAGGCGGUUUGACAAUGGUGCCCUCCGUCUUGACCAGGUCAAGCUACAGUAUGUCCUGGAUAAAGAGACGGGACUGCCCUGUGGCUACUCUGUUUAUCAGCAAAAAGACAGCAACAGACUGAUAGAGGAGUUUAUGUUGCUGGCCAACAUGGCUGUAGCGCACAAGAUAUACGGCAGCUAUCCCGAGAAGUCUCUGCUUCGACGCCAUCCGCCACCACAGACAAAGAUGGUGAACGAUCUGGUGGAGCUCUGCAGUAACAUGGGCAUCCCCAUAGAUGCCAGUAGUUCGGGGGCCCUGCAGGAGUCCCUGGCAGCGUACUGUGAUGAUGAUAUCUGGUCCAAGGCCAAAGCACAGAUACUCACUGUCCUCUGCUCUAAACCAAUGCAGACUGCCCGUUAUUUCUGCACUGGCUGUAUUGAUGAUGAGGACGCAUUCAGACACUAUGCCCUCAGUGUUCCUCUCUACACUCACUUCACCUCCCCAAUCAGGAGAUAUGCUGAUGUCAUUGUGCACAGAUUGCUGGGUGCCUGUCUGGGUUACUGUGACCCUCCCAGGAAGUCCAAGGAGUCCAUACAGAGACAGGCAGAGCACUGCAAUGACAGGAAGAAUGCUUCCAAACAGGUCCAGGAGCUCAGCAGUGACAUGUUCUUUGCCAUAUUUGUCAAGGAGUGUGGUCCACUUGAGGAACAAGGGAUGGUGAUGGGGGUCCUGGACAAGGGUUUUGAUGUUUUGGUGCUAAAGCUGGGAGUGGUAAAGAGAGUGUACUGUGAUAAACUUCCCCUGAGCAGUUUCUCCUACCAGAAGGUCCGUAAAUGUCCUGAGCUGACCCUGGUGUGGGCCCCAGAUGAUGACCAUCCCAGGGAGGUCACUCAGAAAGUGACCAUCUUCACUCAUGUCCAGUGUAUUCUUAAGGCUGAUGACCAGCCUCUGAAGUGGAGUGCCACAGUACAUAGACCAGUGGAGACCUUAUAGAAGAUCCACAGCUACCAUUAAGAUUACAUGUUCUUUUAUUUCGAUGUACAAGAGAGUUAUGGAAAAUGGCAAUUCCCUAAACAGUUGAAAGAUAAUUUGGAAAAUUUUACCAAAUCUGGGAAUAUAAGACAUUUAUUGUAUAUUUUUGUGAGAGUUGAUGUAUCUUAUUGACUGUGGAGAGAAGUUGGUAUCUUCUGGUUCAUCAAUAUUUCCAUUCUCAGUUUUUGAAUUUUAUCAGUGAAUGUUUCUGACACCUAAAGAGAUAUUAAUUUUAAUUGUAAUGUUUUUUAAUGAAAGUUUGAAUUAUUUAAAAGAAUUUUACAUUUUAGUGCUUUACCUGCGGAAAUUUUUCUGUAAAAUUAUUACGAAAUCAAAUGCCUCUCAUUGUAAUUAUUUUGUUGCUUCACAGCCAAUGCUGUAAUUCUUCUCUAUAUGAAUUUUUUUUUAUUAGAUAAGUGGAAAAAUUGAACAACUUGUUAUUGAAAGCAGAGAGCCUAGCUAUCUUGUUUCAAUUGGUCGUCCAUUGGAAUGGAGAGCAGCCAUAUGGUAGGUUUAUAAAAGGCAGCCAUUUUUAUCGGAAUGAAUGGUUGUUCGUCAGUUAUAAUCACUUUAAAAAAUUGAGCAUGUUUUUUUUUAUUGCAAAAAGUAAAAAUGUGAGUUUUUAAAGUUUGAAAGAAAAAAGGUGCACUGUGGCAAAGUUUUCAGCAUAGUUUGCAGCAGCUCUACUGGAUUUAUAAUUUACCUACAUGUUUUGUUUUGUUACUGUAACAUUUCUGUGGGAAGAUGCAUUUUAUGUACAAUUAUAAGCCCCACUAGUUUAACUAAACUAUCUGUAUAUUUUUAACAUUUAAUGAAAAGUAUUGAAAUAUUCUGAUAGUUAAUGUGAAGAGGUGGAACAAUUUGCACAGCCGAAAACAAAAAUUUUAAGACUUGAGGGAACAAUACUGAUAAUCUGUGUGUGGAUUGAAGAUUUUUGUCAACUUUCCUAUGUUGAUAACUAUCAAACUGAUGAAUAUUUAUUGAUGUGAAUUAUUGCAUUAAUAUUGUUGUCGACUUGUAAACUGUCUUUCUGAGUGGUGUUCUCAUAGAAGGGGUUACGUAAGGAAAACAAUUGAGGCAGAUUUCAAGUAAAAGUUAAACAGAAAUAAAAAAGAAUUUUUCAUAAUUUAUUUCUCCAAGCUUGUGCUGGUUUUACAAACCAGAUACUAAGAUGAAUGUUGCAGGUUUGACAUGAAUUUUUAAGUUUUUAUAAACGGGCUAGAAUAAUUUGAAAACAAUAAUUGAUAAACUGCGUGAAAUAAUGCAUCAUACAAUGUAUAUAAAAAUAAUUUUUGACCAAAAUUGCUCAUACCACAAUGUAACAGCUGUUCUACUCCAACAUUCGAAAUGAAAGACCCUCAAAAUAACAUCUCUUAAACUUUUAUAAAUCUGCAUUUUUUCCAAUCACCUAAAAUAUUCACAAUCCCAAUAUUGUAAAUGAGAACAUCUGUCUGAAGAAAAUGAUAGAGGUUCAACAAGACACUGACAUAUAGUUGUGAAAUUGAGAUUAACCUUGAGGUUAAUUAAACAAAAAAUGAUGUUGGAUCUCGAAGAAGGUCCAACGCUUU